Messenger RNA from Ipomoea triloba (trilobed morning glory), 728 nucleotides. RefSeq lists its product as uncharacterized. The record is from RefSeq and is a predicted model, not a curated record. The transcript is spliced from 4 exons. NCBI's taxonomy places the organism in Eukaryota, Viridiplantae, Streptophyta, Magnoliopsida, Solanales, Convolvulaceae. The coding region runs from base 81 to 470 and encodes 129 amino acids.
CGCCAAAAGCACAUUCCUGUUUAUCUUGAAUUGUUGUGCAAAGUGCGGAGAUUGGAGCGAGAAGGACAUCGAAGGUGGCGAUGGCUGCGAUAGACACUGGCUGUGAAAAGGAAGAGUUUGUGUAUCGAAUCAGCACCGCCGAGGAGUGGGAGGAAUUCCAGAAGAAUGGAAGCAUGCUUGGUGGGGAUCUCGACAAAACUACUGGCUGUAUACAUCUCAGUAAGCUCGAUCAGGUUCAAUCAACUCUGCAGAACUUUUUCAUGAAUGUUAACAAAGAUCUAUACUUGCUGCAAGUUGAUGCUAAUAAGCUUGGAGAUGGAUUGGUUUAUGAAGCAGUUGAUGACUCUAACGUCUUUCCUCAUUUCUAUGGCCCCUCCCGAAGCUUUAGUCCUCUCCCACUGGACGCAAUUACAAAAGCAGAGAAGCUCGUUCUGUCAGAUGGCAAAUUCAAAUGCAGUUUAUUGAGCUGAUUGAGCGGAUUGAAGUGUGGAAUUCAUUCCAGCUGAAGAACCAAAGUGGGCAAUUGCAGGAAUUUAAGCUAAUGUUCCACUCAUAUUACAAUUAUGUUUAGAUCAUGAAACUGUGGUGCUAAAGAGCUAAUUAUUUGAAAUGACAAAGGCUUGUUUGUUUGGUAACAUAGUUAGCUUUAUCAGCUAAUUUUGACUUAUUUGACCACUAUUAAUUGUUUGACUUGGUUAAAUAGCCAAUAUAAGUGUUUGAUUAAGUAA